Molecule: messenger RNA, 4308 nt
Organism: Cavia porcellus (domestic guinea pig)
Lineage: Eukaryota; Metazoa; Chordata; Mammalia; Rodentia; Caviidae
Gene: Map7d3
Product: MAP7 domain containing 3
Exons: 19
Coding region: 186-2957 (923 amino acids)
Biological process (GO): microtubule cytoskeleton organization
Cellular component (GO): microtubule cytoskeleton
Source: RefSeq, a predicted model, not a curated record
UGGCUACCUCGCCGGUGCAGCAGUGGGCAAAAAGCCUGGCUGCCCAAGGCGAAGGUCCGAAAGGGCCUUCGGGCCCAGCCCCGCCCCGCCCGCCGGGGUCCCAGCCCCGGCCCCGGCCCAGGGCGCUCCCGCGCCUGCGCACUGCGGCCCCUGAGCUACUGGUGGGUCCCAGCUGGGCUCCGAAGAUGGCGGACCGCGCCGUCGCCCGCGGCAGCGGCACCACAUCCUUGCGGGGCCUGCGGGAACGCAUGGUUGCUGAGGCCCGUGCAAUAGCUGAAGAAAGACGGAGUCAGAUUGGAGUUAAUUCUUUGGUUAUUUAUUCACCCAACAUGAGAUCAUCAGUUAAACCAGUUAUAGAUGGAUCUGUGCUUAAAAACGAUAUAAAACAAAAGUUAGCAAAAGAGCGCAGAGAAGAAAAACAGAGACAAGAUGCCAAUAAAGAACUACAACUGCAUGAAAAAGAAAGAAAGGCCAAGAUCCAGUAUGAAAAAUAUUUGGAAGAGAAGCACCGAAAGCUACGGGAACAGAAAGAAAAAGAUGAAAGAAGAAGGGUAUUAGCAGAAGAAAAAAGAAAACAAAAAUUAGAAGAAGAUCAGGAAAGAUUUAAAGCGGUUCUUUCUCGUACUUUGGAACGAAGUAAUCGUAUGGAUCAGAAGCAAAAGCGAUGGUCAUGGGAGGGCUCUCCUGCAGUGACCUGUGAAAGCCAGAUCGGUCUUCAGAUUUCAUCCGGUGAAUUAAGAACAGAAAACAAGAGAAGCUCAUCUUUGAACCGAAAAGAGAGUAAAAUGCGUCUCUCUAAUGGACAUAUGGAAGAGAAGACAGCUACUCACUGUCAUAAUAAUACUCCAGAGAAUAAUUUAGUCGGUCAUCUACUUACCCCAACAAAAAUACCCGUAGUGAGAAGCAGGAGUGCUGCUUCAUUGUCCAUCACAAGAAAAGAAAGUCCAGAUUUGAACAAAAAACACAUAAAAUGUACACCGAAUCCAUCACGAAGCCAUAGUAGUGAAGAAUUGAAGACUUCCACUGUGCACUACAAGUCAGCAGUGAAAGUGCCUUCACAGUCAAAAGUGGAAGUGGCUUCCCUGGCAAAGAGAGAAAAAACAAAAGCAUCUCCAGAAGUAUCUUCUGUGAUAAGCAGGGAAGAACUACCAAAGGUGAAUCUGGGCACCACCCCCACGAUGAGUGACAAUGUAGACAUGCUCACCUCAGUGGCUAUGGAGGCAACCCCAGGAGUGAGCGGAAUGCAGACCUCUUCUAGUUUGAGUACAGAUACUCUCACAGAGGUGACAAUGGACAUGUACUCUGAAUUAAGUAUGGACACCUCCCCCCUGACCAGCGUGGAGGCAUCUCCAGUGGUGAGUUUAGACACCUCCCCGGAGGCGAGCACCGAUGCCUCCCCGGUAGCUAGUGUAGACUUUUCUCCUGAGGGUAGUAUUGAAGUCUCCCUGGAAGGUAUGCAGGUGCUGCCUGAAGCAAGCGGGAACGCUUCCUGCAGAGCAGGUACAGAAGGCAAGUCCGACGCAAGUAUGCAAGAAUCAUGCAGGGAGAGCAGGGAAGCCCUGCGUGAGGUGCUGAUAGAAGCGACCCCUCGGACAAAUGUGGAAGAGCCCCCCAAGAAACUGGAAAUUGACACACAUAUCACCAACCCUAUUAUCAAGAAGCACCAGUCAGGAAAUAUCCCCCGUUUUAAGUGGCCUUUAUCUCCUACAAAGGAGAGGCGUCCAACCUCACCCAUAACUACUGCGCAAAAUCAAAAGAAUUGCCCCCCAUCACCUUCUCCAGCCUUGAAACAAUCAUCACCAUCCCCUCCAUCCUAUAAAAUAAUACCUGUUCAACGUACCGUUUGUGUGCCAAAUGCAUUAGAUACUUUGAAAGAGAAAAGAGAAACUGUUUCUAAAACUACAAAUGAUGAAGCUGUGAAGCAAAAGCAUAUGAUUCAUGAUGGGUCUGGUAAUAAAAGCACACCAGGGAACAUGAGUGCUGAAGAAGCGACAAAAAUUUUGGCAGAAAGGCGCCGUCUUGUUAGAGAACAAAAAGACAAAAAGGAAGAAGAGAAUCUCCAAAAAGAAGUUGAACAAAGGAAAAUGGCAGCUGUGUCAGACAAAAUGGAUGAAGCCCAAGUUGAAGAAUUCUCAAAAUGUGAAAAUAGGCAACAGGAAAAAGAAAUUGAAAACAGCACAGGACAGAAGCCUCAAGAAGACCAGGAAGUAAUGCAACAGAAAGGAGAUGCCAAAAUAAAUGCUUGUGAAGAAGCCGAUAAACGCAAGAAGGAACAAGAGAGGAUUAUGUUACAAAAUCUGCGAGAAAGAUUGGAAAGAAAAAAGAGAAUUGAGGAAAUUAUGAAGCGGACAAGGAAGCCAGAGCCAGAUGCUUCCAAGGCCAUGGAAGCGUCUGGCAAUAACAUAACUGAAGAAGAAGAAGCUGAUGAUGAGGACACCAAAAGUGAGAAGGGCUGUCUUAACACAUUUUCAUCAGGUACUGGACAUAAUGGAGAUUCAUCUGCCAAACUCAAAAUACCUUGUAAAAAUGCCACAAGAAUACCUCAGAAAGUGGUGCUUAUACAGGCCAACACUAGAGAAAAAAAUAAGGAGCAGACACCAUACUUCAACGGUGACGUGAGGGCCUCUAAACAGAAGGAUGCGAAAGACGCUUUUAAUUAUGCAAAAGGCUCAAGUCCACUUAUGAAGAGAAUGACCACCCGCACUGGAAAAUCCAUCCAAGCGAGGGAUGCCACCUCCAGCACCCCAUCCACCCAGGGUGUUGCAACAGAUCAGGGGGCCGUUUGUAACCAGGGGUUUGACUUUGCUCAUCACAGCACCGAGUCACCUGCCACCAAUAGCACUCCUAAUAGCAACAGCCACAAUUCAAGGGAUUCCAUGGCAACUCACCAAAAUAGUAAGAUAUCCUCAGACUGUCAGGAGAGGAGCAAGCCUGUUCCUUCGCAGUCUGACAUGUAAACUUCCUGUGACCUGGAACAUCAAUUCAUCUAUCACUCUGGAUAAAUUUCCCAUCCAUGUUCCAGAAUUUUCCUGCUUUGUGCUUGAAUCUAGCAAAGGAAAUGACCAUUAAAAAAAGGAAGAAAUAAGACAUCUAAAGGCCACUGUUCCAUCUGUCGUAAAAGAUAUCCAUCUCAUCUUAUUUACUUGUGAGUUCUCAGUAAAAAGAUGGAUUUUUUUCUUGAAAAGUCCCCAUUGUCUCCUGUGUUUUCCUACCAAUGUGUAUGCACCUGCAACAUGGUUGUAAAUGUUAACAGUCAAAUUUUAAAAGAAUCCUGUCAAAGUGACAGUCACUUUUUCAGUGUAUUUUUUAAAACUUAUAAUUUCUUCUGCUUAAUAGUGACAUCAAUUUUAACAACUGGAAGCUCAUCGUAGUCUUGUUAAGAACCUAAUAGAUUCUAUGAAGCUCAGAAUUGUUCACAAGAGCUGUGUCCAAUUGUUGCUAAUACACCAAUCCUGGAAGUUGCAUAAUAUAGUAACAGUUUACAUAUCUCUAUUUCAUUCUGCUGCUUUAAUGCCUGGCAUUCAUUCCCCCAAUGCAUCUGUUACUAUCAGUGCAAUGUUUUCUUUUGAAGGACACACUGGGCUUUAACUACAGACAUAGGGAUUGUUUUUGUUACAUGCAUAAAGGAGUAGUAGCUGCUCUCUUCCAGCAGUGUCACGUUCCCCUAAAUGUUGAGCAUUCAUCACCGUCUCUCUCUCUCUCUCUCUCUCUCUCUCUCUCUCUCUCUCUCUCUCUCUCUCUCUCUCUCUCUGUUCUCCUCAGUCCUGUCGUCCUUUACCAUACACUCAUGCUUGGGAUAUGUAACCAAAAUGUGCUUGCUUUUCUCUUGGCACUGGCUGCAAGGAAGGACGGGGGCAGCGUUACUCCUCAGUCCUCACAAGAAGCACACACACGUACACACAUACAAGUACACUUGCACACGCACACACACCACAUAGAUGAUUCCAUAAAACUUGAAAGCAAGUUCCUUGUUCUAACACUAAUGAGUUUCAUAGUGUUGAGUCACAGAAUUUGAAGUAGACCAAUUAUUCCUUUUGGCUACUAGUCUGGGAUUCAUAAAAGGAGAUAACUAUUCUUUCUAAUCUUUUGGGUUUUGGGUACUUUGAGUACUGUACCUUUGUUAUAGAUUAGGGCAGGAUACCUUAAGUUUAAAAAUUUUUUAUACACUAGCUUUUAUAUAGAAGGCAGAGACAAUCACUCUAAAAUACUGAGGUUCUGAUGUUUUUCUGCACCGAUGGCAUGUUGAAACACUGUUGCAGCUCUGUGUAAAUGUGUGCUUUAUGAAAUAAACUUGGCAGAUGAAACACA